UGUAUGCAGCUGUACUGUACUGUAGGGCCGGCGGACAGCAUAGAGGCCUGACAAAUGACUGUAAAUUCUUAAAAUUUGUCAAAAAUGAGGACAAUAAUUCAACGAGUCACCAAAGCUAGUGUCACUGUUGGUGAUGAAUUGAUAAGUAGCAUCGGAAGAGGGCUUUGUAUUCUUGUUGGAAUAUCAAAAGAUGACACUCCUAAAGAAAGAGAAUACAUAGUCAGGAAGAUUUUAAACCUGAGAUUGUUUGAUGAUGAAAAUGACAAAAGAUGGGCAAAGAGUGUCAGAGACAAACAACUGGAAAUCCUGUGUGUGAGUCAGUUUACACUAUACUCUAUACUGAAGGGUAAUAAACCAGAUUUUCAUCAGGCAAUGCCAGGUGAUCAGUCACAAAUAUACUACAAUGAAUUUCUUGAUAUGUUGAGAGAGGAUUAUCACCCUGAUAAGAUUAAAGAUGGUCAAUUUGGAGCACACAUGCAAGUUCAUAUACAGAACGAUGGACCUGUCACCAUACAGCUAGACUCACCACCAGACUCUGGCAUGAGCGCGGGCCUGGAGUCUGCAGGCAAUGCCGAUCUUCUAAGGCACUCCAGACAGGAUUUGGUUAACCUCAAGCGAAAGUAUACGGAAUUGCCAGCCAACGCCGCAGAGUUUGCACCAUCGCACUCUGAAAAUGUUCAGUUGGAGAAUUCAGAUGGAUAUCUUGCCUGUUGUGUAUGCAGCAGUGGCCUCUCUCACGUGGAUGGACGACAUUUGACAGGUACCCUGUGCAGGGGCUGUGGCCGUGGGCUCCAUCAAAAAUGUGCUUUGCUUCAUCAGUGUGAGCUCAGUGCUGAUACACAUGGAAUCACUAACAACAUCAAGAAUAAUGAUGUAAACAACAUCAUGAUACAUUCUCCUGCUAGAGUGUGCAUUGAAUGUCAUCAAGGUGGUGGUCAGAUGUCUAUGUGUGUUGGAUGUGACCAUAAUCUCCAUGAGAUUUGUCGGGCCGACCAUGACUGCGCUGGCCUUACUCAACCCAAACACCCCACACUCAGUCAGCUUUUACACAAGAAGUAUUCCAAAUAUGGACACCGCCCAAAGCCGCCGCAGGCACUGCUGCCCAAGAAAUCAUUCCGAUUGGAGAGAUACAAAUUGCAGAAGGAUUGCUGUGUGUGUUCUAAUAGAGGUGCUGGCGGUGAUCGUGUCAGGCGUAGAUCACAAACAGUGUGUUACUACUGUAAAAGAGGGUUGCAUUGGCAGUGCAGAUUUAAUCACAAUUGCGAGCUUAUGUCAAUAGAGCCAGUUCAGUCCACUACUGGGGGUAGUAAUGUGGUGCUUUUGACAGGGGGUAGCAGAAAAAGAAGAGAUUGUGUUGUCUGCUCAGUACGAAGAUUGGGUCAGCGACACAGGUCCAGGACUAUAUGCAAGUUUUGCAAAAAAGGCCUUCAUCGAAAAUGUGAGCAUAGACACUUGUGUCCCUGGAUGAAAACAGGAGAAGAAGUCCCGGAAAAGGAACCCCGCACCCUUGAAGGCAGCCAAGAAAAGAGGAGAAAGACAGAUUCUGAUUCUGAAAACACAUUAGAUCACAGAAGCAAUCAAGUGCUUAUAUCAAAUGCGACACCUAUGUAUAGUCGUAACAAGACCACCUCCAAUGCAACUCAUCAACUCAAUGCUCCAACACAGCUCAACUCUCACAUGCAACUCAAUUUUCAUAUUCAACUCAAUCCUCACACACAACUCAACCCUCACACACAAGUCAAUCCUCACACACAACUCAAUUCUCCUACGCAACUCAACUCUCAUACACAACUCAACUCUCAUACACAACUCAAUUCUCAUUCACAGCUCAGUUCUCAUGCACAUCAUACUCAACUUGGCUCUCAUACACAGCUCAACUCUCACACACAGCUCAACUCUCACACACAGCUCAACUCUCACACACAACUCAACUCUCACACACAACUCAAUUCGCACAUACAACUCCAAACUCAAGAAGGUUUGCUGUCACGAUUGCAGCUGAGGCCACACAAGACUAAAAAACAGACUCACCAGAAUAUUCCUCCUGAGACAUCUAUCACCAGAGUGAAAGUAGAAAACAUUGAAUCUGAUUUAGAUGAAACCAACAUUCCUGAAUUUGACUCAACUCAUGGAUGUAUCUCACAAGAGGAAGAUGUGGUAAGAAAGGAGGGAAUUGUUGAGAGAGAGGUAUUGCCCCCUCUUGUGAAGAUUCCAGGAAAUGGCAUUAGAGAUGGAAGAAAGGACUGCAUUGUGUGCUCUAGUCGUGCCAGUUUUGGAAGACGCAAAAGGGCGUACACUAUGUGUAAUCUGUGCAAAAGAGGUUUACAUCAGAGAUGUCAACAGUACCAUACCUGUGGUCUUGGCAAACGACAUCAAAAGCAUGAUGUUCCGACCAAGAGAUCUCCUGUGAAGAAGACACCGGUGUAUACAUGGAUUAACAAGCCUGAUGGUGUGGCAGAAGAAGCCAGCCUACCGAAUGAAAGCUAUUCACAAGAACCUAAUCAAGAAGGAACACCAAUGCUGGUGAAGUGUGUACCACAAACAUUGAUAGACUGCAAGGAGUGUGCCUACCAUGACGGAAACAAGAAGUUUACCCAUCUCAUGUGCAACAUCUGUAAAGAAGGUGUCCACAAGAAGUGCUUAUAUCGCCACAAGUGCCACAGAGAUAAGGAGAACACAGAUUCCCAGGAUUCUAGCAUGAACACAGGAACCUUUGUUGGAGAGAGACCAUCGGUGAUUAGGAUAGAGAGCCACGAGGUCAAAGAUGGGAGGAAGUCUUGCGAUGUAUGUUCUGGAAAGAUUCGGGAUGGGAAGAGACACAGAUCAAGAACUCAGUGUGCAGUUUGCAGAAGAGGUUUACACUUCCGAUGCCUUUCCCAACAUAUCUGUCCUGGAAUGAGCAUUAUACCUGAUGCAAUAUAUGGUAACUUACCCAACGGCCCUAUGUUAAUGAGUAUUCCAAAUAACAGUGAGGUAGAUGAUGUGAUAGAGACAGGAUUACAUGAACCUCAUCACCAGCAUCUUUCGACACCUUCCACAUCGAAUCUAAGCUUUACUGAUGGUAAUUCUCCAAUUGAGAAAGAAGAGAGGAAUAAGGAUUCUAAACUCCUUAAAACAGGCCAAGACAAAUUCUGUUCGGUAUGCCCUUCUGGCCAGAAAACCAGGAUGGCUUGCCGUGUAUGUAAAGAAAGUGUUCAUCCUAGGUGUGAAUGGCGGCACUUCUGCAAGGUCAAGGAGGCUUUGAAAAGCAGCACACCGGUAACAAGAGGUGGACGUUUCACUGGAGAGGUGGUUAAAAUCCUGAAGAGUGAUGUGAAGACAAAAAAGAAAGACUGUGCAGUGUGUUCCAAUCGGAAAGCUGGGAGGCGCAGUCGAUCCAGUACAAUGUGUCCUCAUUGUAAGAGAGGGUUGCAUAGGAUCUGUGCUCCUUCACACAUGUGUCCAAUGCUCCCCCCUCCUCAAGAGCUUCCUGAGAUGGACACUUCAAGUGAUCAAGGCCCAUUCGAAAAAAAUGAAGAAGAAAUAGAAGAAGAGGUUGACGAUGAUGAUGAUGACAUGGGAUAUGUAGAGAUCAGUGAUGGUAUAACCCGUUACUGUUGUGUCUGUUCUACAUCAAGAAAGUCACGGAUCACCCGUACAGCAUGUUCAUCAUGCGAUCGCGGCCUCCAUCCGCAGUGUGUUCUGCUGCACAAUUGUCACAGUAUGGUCCCAAGGAGAAUGCAAGCUGUAGCAUUCCAGAAACCUGUGUGUGAGGAGAGUGUCAUGCAAGAUGUAGAGAUAGUGCGCUCCACCACUUCUCUUAUGGAAGAAGUCGAGGCUUCCGACCAUCCAAACGAUGGUCUUCUUGUAGUGACAGGCGGUGAAUAUGUAGAUCAAACAAGUGAAGUUCCUCAAACAUCUGAAGGAUUUGACACAGGCAUGACAUCUGUAAAGUUACUUGAUGAAAGAAGGGACAUGUCUGGUGAGAUUAAAAAAUACCUGCUAAUUACAGAGGACAGUUCAGACGAAAUCUCUGAGGAUGGAGAGGCGACAUUGGUUGAGAAUCCUGAUGUAGGGGAUACAGAGGAGAUGGUGCAUGAAGUGACUGAGAGCAAAGACCAGAUAGAUGGUUUAAACAAAGAGUCUGCAGAAGGUGAAAAUUCUCAGCAGCAGCAACAUUCUGAGGCAACGGACAACAUGGAACCACCUUCAGAAUGUUCAGAUUCACCAUACCCUGAUAUCCAGAGUGGCAGUUCUGAUACACAUCCCAUUGACAGGGGAGAUGAGCCAAUGGAUAGGAAUCAAGAUCUCCAUGAUGGCGAUACCCCACAAUCCGGAGAUGUUGUGCAUCCAGCCCUUGCACAUACAGGACUGAUUUUAGAAUGUAGUGAUAGCCAAGAUGAUAUUGAGAUUGGGUGUUUCAGCACCUUACAAGACAACCAGAUGCACACUGGUCAAUCUAACCAAGAACUGGAUGAUAUCGUAGCCCAAAUCAGGGAAGAGUUGCACCAGGUGGUAGGAGUUCCAGAUCAAAUGAUUGACCUUAACCAGUUAGAGGGGGAAGUUCUUGCCAUUCAGCCAGAUUGCAUAUAGAGCUAUCAACAGUAGCAUACACAUUACCUAUUGUAACAUUCUUUUUUUAACUCAAAAGUACAUGAUUCAAUUGAAAACUAAUCCGUGUAACUGAUGGCAAUUUUGAAAAUACAGUUGUGUGCUAUUUAUUAUUGAGAAAGAGGUGUGUACCUCUGACUUGCACCUUGUUUGUCAAAAUCAAUGGAAAUAUCAAGAUCACAGAAAUAUGAGAGCAGGGGCCUGUAACACAAAGCUUAGCAAUGAUCGUAAAACAUUUUUCUACGAUUGAUUAAGUUGACUACAAUGUACAAUCAAUCCUGAAAAUCAAGCGUACAAUUAAUUGCUAAUUUUUGUGUUAACGGGGCCCAGAUAUCAUUAUAUUCAUUACAUGUAUAUCCUGAUUAUGAUUGGUCACAGUGUUAUGUGUUAUGUAAUUGUCAAAAUGUGCAAUUAUUAUGAUUAACCAAUGUGAUCAUGCAUCAAUUUCUAAUAAAUGUAAACCAGCUCUUUGGAAAGGUAUGGUGUAAGAUUUAUAGAAAAUGAUAUUGUGAUUCGGGCUUUGAUGAUUAUGUGCCAUUGCCCUUGCCAUUCCAUAUUAAGAACUUCUUUAAUGAUUUUUUUGUCUCAACUGCAUAGCAAUGUGAGACUAUAGGCGCCGCUUUUCCGACGGCGGCGGC
This is a messenger RNA of Lytechinus variegatus (green sea urchin), 5228 nucleotides long. RefSeq lists its product as uncharacterized. The record is from RefSeq and is a predicted model, not a curated record. Gene Ontology annotation, biological process: tRNA metabolic process. NCBI's taxonomy places the organism in Eukaryota, Metazoa, Echinodermata, Echinoidea, Temnopleuroida, Toxopneustidae. Bases 85 to 4572 code for a protein of 1495 amino acids. The transcript has 18 exons. Gene Ontology annotation, molecular function: D-tyrosyl-tRNA(Tyr) deacylase activity. Gene Ontology annotation, cellular component: cytoplasm.